Cuscuta campestris is the source of this 3642-nucleotide messenger RNA. The record is from the annotation of a GenBank genome assembly. NCBI's taxonomy places the organism in Eukaryota, Viridiplantae, Streptophyta, Magnoliopsida, Solanales, Convolvulaceae.
AUAUCUUCCUGAUUCUUAUUACGUUCUUGGUCUGCCAUCUGAUCGGGUUAAUCUCAUCAUUGGUGUUUCCAUUGAGAGUAUACUGUGAGAUAAGGCUGUGAGAUUAUGGCCGGACGAAGGACGAGACGUAACACUGCUGCUUCCGCCCAGUCGACGGUGAGGAGUGACAACCCUGAGCAGGGUAUGAUCGUUCUUGUCAAUGGGGUGGAAACGGCAUUGAAUAAUGUGGCUAACAUGAUGGCCAACAUUAUGGAACGAUUGGAUAAGGCUCUUCCAGGUCCAUCCGGUAUCCGGGACGUCCCUGCCGGGCAACCCCGUCAGGUGCUGCGUACCGCGAGUUUUCCUAUCCUCCAGGAGCUUCAUGAUCCGGAAGAGGUUGAGAGGGAGAAACGAGCCAUUGCCAGACGCCGGGCAAAGGAGUUGGCCCGGAAUAGUAAAGUGAAUGAGGACCGGGCCAAGGAUGCAAGCCGGAUCGUCGGCGAUGGAAACGAAAACCUGCGGGGAUCCGUCUUUGAAAGGAUAUCUCGCCAGAAGGCCCACGUUAGUGAGAGGCUGGGGAAGAAUCCGGAUAAGGCACCCCAGGGUUGGAUACGACCCCAGGCCAGCCAGGUGGCAUCUUCCAAUCGCGAACCCCGGCAGCAGAACGGCCGUGGCGCGAGCCAAGUGCUGGUCCGGUCAUUGAGGAAUCUGGAGGAGGACGAGGUUCAAAGCCAAGCCAGGGUCCCAGCACAACGGCGUCUGGGGCCGCCGGUGCCGGAAGCUGGUGAAUUCCAAGAUCUGAGGCAGCAGAUCCAGGAGAUGCAGAGGAAGAUAAACAAGGGUCGAGUAUUCACUACCCACGCUAGUGACGCACUCAUGUGCCGGUGCUUCUUGCAGACCGUUGACAGCAAGGUCGCGGAUUGGGUCAACCAUAUCCCUGCCGGAUCGAUCCGGACAUGGGAUGAAUUGGGAUUACGGUUCCUAGAGCAUUUCGCCGGGAACUGCCGUCCCAAAAAGCAUUUCACUCACUUGGCUUCGGUGCGACAGAAGCAUGGAGAAUCCUUGAAGAAUUUCCUUAUCCGAUGGAGGAAAGAGUCCAGGGAGGUUGAAGGAACCGAUGAUAAAUCCAGGUUGGCUAUGUUCACAGCGGCAUUACAGGAUGGACUCCUUCACACUGAUCUUACUACUCAUCCCCUGGAUACCUUCGAAGAAGCAAUGGUCCGGGCGGGGAGGUAUGUGACCCUGGAAGAAAGGAAGGAGGAGAAGAAAGAGAAGACUCCUAAAGAAGAAGAGAAGACUGGAAAUAAGAAGCCGUUUAAAAACAAGAAGCAGGGCUUCUCGGAUGGCCCAAAGGGCACAAGUCCUGGAACCUCGGAGAAGCACAAAUCUGCCAAUCCAGUCUUCACAUUGCUGGUGGCUGAGGUCAUGGCCCACGCUGCACAGCAGGGACUCAUGACUUAUCCAACUCAUUCUCAAAAGAAUGGAAAGCGUAGAGAUAAAGAAGUGGCCCAGGCUGAGGCCCGGGAGAAACGCCACAUUGGGCUUGAAGACGAAGAGGAGGAUUCGGAACCCGCACCGCAUCGCCAGAAGAGACACCACGGGUGUAACUUCAUCAUUGGAGGGAAUACUGGCGGAGACUCAGCCACAAGCCGGAAGAAGUGGGCUAACGCGGCGAUGGUCAACAAGGUGCUGGUCCCAGAAGGUAAGAAGCUGAAAACCGAGCCAAUUGUAUUUUCUAAUGCUGAUCUCCCAGAAACAAGGGUCCCCCAUAGGGAUGCCCUAGUGAUUACUAUUGAUAUAAUGGACUUACUGAUCCAUAAAACCCUUGUGGAUACGGGAAGCUCUGUUAAUAUCAUGUAUAUGGAUACGUACAAGGCUCUUGGUUUGACAAGGGAUGAAUUGUCACCCAUCAAGACUCCGCUGACCGGGUUCACCGGUGAUUCUAUUGAACCGGAGGGGGUGAUAACCCUCCCGGUUGAGAUAGGGGAUACUAAGGCUACCCGGAAGUUGGACAUGGAGUUUGUUGUGGUGGGGAUAAUCUCCAACACAAACAUUAUCCUGGGCAGACCCGGAUUGGAAGAUUUGGAGUGUGUCAUCUCGCCUUGUCACCUAUGCAUAAAAUUCCCAACCCCCCACGGAGUUGGAAUUGCCAGGGGAUCUCAGAGAGUGUCCCGGGCAUGGGAAGAGCAUGGGGCCCAGCAUCCGGUCUAUUACGUCAGCAAGACCCUGAGAGAUGCGGAGCUAAGGUAUUCCCGUCCAGAGAAGGCCAUGUUAGCGGUCUUCUGGACAGCGAAGAGAUUAACUCCGUACUUUCAGGCUCACCAGAUUGUUGUGCUCACGAAUGAGCCUUUGGCGUCACUUGCCAGGAGCCCGGCGGCAUCUGCCCGGAUGACCAAGUGGGCAGUCUUCAUCAGUCGGUAUAAUGUGGAGUUCAGGCCGCGCCCAUCGAUCAAGGGGCAGGCACUCGCCGACUUUCAAGUCGAGUGCACCGCCAGGGAGAUGACAAGAGCCCAAAUUGAAACCCGGGUGGAAAAUGACUGGUGGGUGAUGAGCAUCGAUGGAUCUUCUGGAGCUCGAUCUUGCGGAGCAGGUAUCGUCUUGAUCACUCCAGAACAUUUCUGGAUUUAUUACGCUAUCAGAUUUCAAUUCUGUAACGCGGAAGCUGAUGUUCUAUCCAAGCUCAGCGCAGAAUCACCAGAAUACAUAAGCAAAUUAGCAACCGUCGAGGAGCUGGCAACCCCGAGUCUUAACAGAAGUGAGGUGAUCUGGGUAUCAGCUGAUCCCCCAGAAUGGCUGGACAGGUUGGCCAAAUACAUUGAGGACGGUGAAGCCCCGGAGGAUCCCCAAGAAGCACGUCUGUUGCGAAUGAGGGCACCUACCUACCAGGUACAGGAUGGAGUCCUCUAUAAGCGAUCUUACAACGGUGUUUUACUCCGUUGCCUCAGGGCAGCAGAGGCAAAGGCACUAAUGGAAGAAAUACAUGAAGGAGUAUGUGCCGCACAUCAGGGUCCUUACUCCAUCUCUAGAAGGGCUAUUAUCCAAGGAUACUUCUGGCCAACAAUGAGGAAGGAUUGCAAAGAGUAUGUACGCAAGUGCCCGACCUGCCAACAAUUCCAGAAUAUACCCGGGAGGCCGGCCACGAAUUACACGCCCAUCAGUUCUGUGAUUCCCUUCUCAAGAUGGGGGAUUGAUAUCGUGGGAGCCCUGCCGAAAGGAGCUGGGCAGGCAAGGUGGAUUGUGGUGGCAAUAGACUAUUUCACCAAGUGGGUGGAAGCUGAGCCACUUGCUGGGAUCACCGAAAGGCAGAUGAUCGACUUCGUCGGAACAAAUAUACUCUGCAGGUUUGGGGUCCCGAGGCAUAUCAUAUCUGACAAUGGAACCGAGUUUGAGGAAGCAGAGUUUCAAGACUUCCUCAAAACUUAGGGAAUUCAGCAUACAAAGGUUGAGUUGUUCUUGAGCGUACUUAGUUUACUCAUAAUCUACUCUACAAGAGAGUCUCGUUCUUGAGUGUACUUGUGUUCUUAGACACGUUGAGAGAAAGUAUUUCUCUCGUUGAUUCAAAGGAAGGUCUGUUUCCUUUGAAGGAUUCGUUGAGGUUCGUGUGACUCGAACUCUCAAGUUGUAACGGUUUGUUAAGCACCCGCAAGCUUAACGAGAUAGUAG